UCUUGUAAACAUCCAAGAUUGUCACAUCUUCCGCUGCUUCAAGAGAAGUACGAUCAAAAUGAAUUUUCAGCAUCAACUUAUCAAGAUUAUACUUCUGACUCUAGUGGGGUUUUCAAAAACUACUGGAGCUGUCCAGGAAACGACAAAUAUCAAAUCAUUUGCCCAUUAUCCUGAAAACAUGGUGUUAAGAUUGAUCAUCCAAGCUUAUACAGACGACAUUAUCCACGAACUCCAGCAACAUCCCAACAUUGACUUAACCUCAACCCAGGAGGCACUGCUGAAGGAACGGUUGAGCGGCCUUCACGAUCACAUACAUAACCACCCAGCACUUCAUCAAAAUCGACUUUGGGUGGGACAAAAAAAACCGACUUUUGCACCCGACAACAACUAUUUUAAGAACUUUGAAAUUGAGCUGGGCCGACCAGAAACGAAGCAUUCAGAACAUCAGAAGUUCAAGAGGGAGUCCUUUUAUCCAUCAGAAGAAAUCUGUACCACCGAAACCACCUGGUUGAAAAUUAAUUUCACCAUUGAUCUUUACAAUAAGCCUGUAGAGAUUAUUCAACAAGAUUACUUUGGGCAGUAUGUUUUCUCCUUCAGGUGUUUAACGUUACAUAAACCAUGUCGUGGAAUAACAACAAUGUAUGAAAGUGAGUGCAUCGAGAGGCUUGGAUGGGUAUAUAUGUAUUAUCGACGCCGUGGAGAAAAAGCACAGUGGGGACCUGUUGCUGUUCCGAGUCACUGUGUGUGUAUUAUAACACCAAGGUUCUUUCCUGAUUUGAGAGCUGGUACUCAGUAAGCAAUCAGACCUUAAGAUAUUGAUGUAGUCAUGAUUUCUCUGUCUCCUCAGCACUUACUGUCCGCCAGCUUUUACUUAUACAGUGUCAUUGCACAUUAUAAGAAACUUCUAGUAGAGUCAGUUAAAGGUAAAGCAUGAAUUUGGGCGUUCAAGCUAAGCAAAUACUAUAUAGAAAUUAUUUAUU
Messenger RNA from Limulus polyphemus (Atlantic horseshoe crab), 980 nucleotides. RefSeq lists its product as uncharacterized. NCBI's taxonomy places the organism in Eukaryota, Metazoa, Arthropoda, Merostomata, Xiphosura, Limulidae. The record is from RefSeq and is a predicted model, not a curated record. The transcript is spliced from 5 exons. Bases 59 to 796 code for a protein of 245 amino acids.